Molecule: messenger RNA, 639 nt
Organism: Emys orbicularis (European pond turtle)
Lineage: Eukaryota; Metazoa; Chordata; Testudines; Emydidae
Gene: FIBIN
Product: fin bud initiation factor homolog
Exons: 1
Coding region: 1-639 (212 amino acids)
Source: RefSeq, a predicted model, not a curated record
AUGCUGGGGCUGCGCUUGCUGUGGGUCAGCUGCCUGGGCAGCCUGUGCCGAGGCUAUUUUGACGGUCCCCUGCACCCGGAGAUGUCCAACGGGACUCUGCACCAUUACUUCGUGCCGGACGGCGACUACGAGGAGAACGAUGACCCAGAGAAGUGCCAGCUGCUCUUCAGGGUAAGCGAGCACCGGCGCUGCAGCCUGGGCGGGGAGCAGGGGCCGGCGGGCGGCGGGCCCAGCCUCUCCCUGCGGGAGGAGUUCACCAUCCUGGGCCGGCAGGUGGAGGAUGCGGGCCGGGUGCUGGAGGGCAUCAGCAGGAGCAUCUCGUACGACCUGGACGGGGAGGAGAGCUACGGCAAGUACCUGCGCAGGGAGUCCCACCAGAUCGGCGACGCCUACUCCAACUCCGACAAGUCCCUGGCCGAGCUGGAGAGCAAGUUCCGGCAGGGCCAGGAGCAUGAGAGCAAGGAGGAGAGCCGCCUCAAUGAUGACUUCCAGGCCAUGCUCGUCCACACCCGGGCCCUGCUCACGGAGACCAUGGUCAUCUCCACGGGGCUCCGGGAUAAGUAUGAGCUGCUCUCCUUAACCGUCAGGAGCCACGAUGCCAGGCUAAAUAGGCUCAGGAACGAGUAUCUCAAAGGGUGA